Molecule: messenger RNA, 1866 nt
Organism: Moesziomyces antarcticus
Lineage: Eukaryota; Fungi; Basidiomycota; Ustilaginomycetes; Ustilaginales; Ustilaginaceae
Product: peroxiredoxin Q
Exons: 2
Coding region: 1-1866 (621 amino acids)
Biological process (GO): cellular response to oxidative stress; cell redox homeostasis
Cellular component (GO): cytoplasm
Molecular function (GO): thioredoxin peroxidase activity
Source: RefSeq, a predicted model, not a curated record
AUGAUGCAUCCGCCUCGAACCACACCUAUCGCCAAGCUCAUCCAUCCAUCACUCCCAACGCCACCCACGUCUAUUGUCGACAUCGAGUAUCGAGCCGCGAGCGCACGCGAAAAGGCUUGCGGCCCCACAACUUUUGCGUCCACUGGUUCCUUUGCGGGGGUUGACUACUACCACCACCGACAAGACGAUACGAUGCCGCAUCUGCCAAGAGUGCCUGCCUUCCCCAUUGCGGGAGAGCGCAGUUUGCUGACUGCUGCAGGGGCGGCACUUAAGAUUCCCGCCAAGGAGAAAGACUCGCCACUCAUCGGACACUUUGCACCCGAAAUCAUCGCCAGUGAUCAUCUCGGUCGCACAGUGUCGCUGCAUGCCACCAUCGCACUCGGUCGACCCAUCGUACUGUACUUCUUCCCCCUCGCAGGAUCACCACACUGCACAAAGGAGAGCUGUUCGUUCAGAGACGCGGUAGGUGCCUCGCCGAUCUUCAACGAUCUCAACGCGGUGGUGAUUGGGAUCUCCCAAGACCCGCCUGCUCGUUCGCGCCGGUUCGUCGACGAACACCACCUCGGUUUUAGGAUUCUGCACGACUCGCAGCGACAUAUUAUGGAUGCCUGGGGCGUAGGAAGGGGUCUGUUGGGGUUGAUCGAUGGACGCUGUACGUUUGUCAUCGACCACACGGGUGUGGUCAGAGCGAUGCUCGAUGGGGUCUGGGACUAUCAGGGCCACCGAAACUUUGCGGAAAAAUGGCUGUGCAGGAUCGAACACGAGCUGUCGGGGAGGGAGAGGUUCUACAUGGCCUAUGAUGACGAGGGUGUGGCAUGCGAACAGGCGAAUGUCAAGGUGGUCUAUGGCGACCUUGUUCCGGGGAGGGGAAUUGCGGCUGCACCGAGACAUGGAGCGGCACCGUCGGCGAAGAGUUCACUCAAGUCACUCAAGCCGACAGCAACGAGUCUGCAGGACGAACAGUCGAUGGGUAGGGCGAGGUCGAGACGCAAUCUCAAGGCGUGGUUACGGCCGCCGGCGAGCUACGAUGAGCCUCUGCAUGUCGAGGCUGUAGCAACCCCCACCACCGCGCGCGGGGUGGAAGAAGAAGGGACAAGGUCGGUGGAUGGCGUGGCUGCAAGGGUGCGUUCGCUCAGAGUGGACGAGGAGCAAAAGGAGCAAGAGACGAGUUCGCGCUCGAGACGGGGAUCUGGUUCCGGCUCGGGGUGGGCUACACCCUCGACGAUUUCGGCGCGGUCGAUAUCGACGGGCGAGACGAGCCAUACCUCGCCCGCGCCGGUGGAGCCUGCAGCGCUGCUGAGCGCGCUUAAGGACGGAAGCAGCGAUGCUGGGCUCGAGCGUACGGCGCGUCGUCGUGUGGAUUCAUCCGCCCCCAGCGUCGUGGGCAGGUCGAGCUCGCUGCGCUCGCAAGAGGUGUAUGCCAACGGAAACAUUGCACGCAUGCCGCUCACGGGCAGUAGCGAUACGCGCGCACGACGCGAUGUCUCUGCCGACACCACCUUUUCCUCAUCCUCGCUACCUGUUCCACCCAGGCCUGCAGCUCGCCUCGUGGGGGGUGCAGUUGCAGCCGCCGCCGAAGCACGCCUAGACGCAAGCAGAUUCGACCCCGCAUUGCCGUCGUCACCCAUCGAACCGGGAUCGACAGAUGCACCCCGAUUGCGCAAGCCCGUCUCCCCAGCAACCCCAGCGAGGACGAGGGGGAUGCCCAGUCCUUCCGUGGGGGUUGGAUUUGCAUGGAACGAGAGGAGACUGUCCAAUACGCCGAGUCUGGCAGCCUCGACGACGAGUGCAUGCGAACGGAGCGAGUACGACUACUCACCCUCGCUCGCCGAAAGCACGCACACUUUUGGCGGACUAGAUGAUUAG